AUGGAUGAUGAUGGCAACCCGCCAGACGAGAAGUUUUCCGUCGAUGUGGAUACUGAAAAUUACGAUGAAAACAAUCAAACUACAGAGGAUUCAGGCCAGAAUAUCAUGCCAUCCGAAGAAACAAUGGAUUUUCAAUCGACCAUUUUAUCUGAUGAGAGACAAACUAUAGAUCCAUGGGAUAACAAUGAUGAAAAUGUGUACAGAGCGCAACAAUUAUGGGGUGCAACAACAUGUUCUAGUGAUGUUGAAAGUUCACAAACUAUUGAAUUCAGUUCAUUAAUCAACGAUUAUAUUGACGUUUCUAAUACGGUUCAACUUUUGGCUUCUGACAUUGGGACGGAACUAGAAAAAGUCUCGAUAAAAGCGUCGACUGGGAAAAGAAAAAAAAAUGCCACAACAUAUACUAUUGUGAUAGAAGAAAAGCCAGUCACAUGUUGGUUCGAAUCAUUCGAGAAUCCAUCUCUACUCAAGUAUAACGAUCAAAUAACUGAAGCCACUGCAGAAGAUUUAGAAUUCAUUAGAUUCAUCGGCCAGGGAAACUUUGGUUCAGUGGAUCACGUCAGCAUUAACACGGAUCCCGAUUUUCAAAUAGCAGUCAAACGUAUUUCACUUUCAACAAAAGAAGAACGAGCCUCUGCAACAAAAACUGAACUCACGGUUAUGCAAGAAAUUUGUAUCGGUGAUUGUCCAUAUCUUAUCGAAUACUAUGGCGCAAUGAUUGAUAGAAUCCAUAGUGAACUGUGCCUUUGCAUGGAGUUAAUGGAUACAACAUUGACAAAAUUCUAUCAAACUAUGCAUCGAGUUGGAGACAUUGAUCCUAACAAUCUCAAGUGUCUUGUACUUCGUGUGAUGCACAAUAUUACUUCAGCACUUGAAUUUUUGGGUGUGAAAGAUUAUUUACAUCGAGAUAUAAAACCAGACAAUAUACUGGUCAAUGAUAGUGGUGUAUUUAAAUUAAGUGAUUAUGGGACUUGUUGCGGAAUGAAUUCAACAGAAAACGUUCCUAUAGGAACUAUUGCCUAUUUUUCACCUGAACUUGUACGGAAUCCACCUGCGCCAAGCUCUACUCGAAGUGAUAUGUGGGCCUUGGGAAUUAGUGUAGUCGAAACUAUUCUUGGUCAACAUCCGUGUCCUAUUUCAAAUGACAUCGACCGGGCCUUAUUACUUGCAGAAUGGAAUCGUAACAUUCUCGAAGGUAUGAUACCUGACGAUAUCCGAGGACUCAUUUUACAACUAUUGAAAACAGAGCCAGAAGAACGACCUGGUUCUUAUACUGAGAUGCUCCAGAUGUCGUUUAUUCAAACUGUUCUUAUGGAACUUACAUAUGAAGAAAUUUUUUUUAUUUUUAACAUUAUCCAAAUCAUUCGUCAAUCUGAAAAUGGAGACCUAUGA
Rotaria socialis is the source of this 1392-nucleotide messenger RNA. The record is from the annotation of a GenBank genome assembly. Lineage: Eukaryota; Metazoa; Rotifera; Eurotatoria; Philodinida; Philodinidae.